Hevea brasiliensis (rubber tree) is the source of this 1515-nucleotide messenger RNA. RefSeq lists its product as uncharacterized. NCBI's taxonomy places the organism in Eukaryota, Viridiplantae, Streptophyta, Magnoliopsida, Malpighiales, Euphorbiaceae. Gene Ontology annotation, cellular component: checkpoint clamp complex. Gene Ontology annotation, biological process: DNA repair; DNA damage checkpoint signaling. The record is from RefSeq and is a predicted model, not a curated record. The transcript has 9 exons. Bases 390 to 1415 code for a protein of 341 amino acids.
CUUGUAAAAUGUGAGGGAGAGUGAGGGGGGAAAAACAGGCGCGAGAAUCAAAAUUCCCAAAGAAAACCAUAGGAAGGACUUAAAGAGAAAGACACACGGCUCGUGGGCCGUGGCUUACAUUUGCAGCGACGCUUUUAAUUCUAGGGCAAAUUAUCCUCGUUUUGGAUUUUGAUUGAGAUAAUGGUCACCAAUCCAAAUUCCUAGGGGAGAGAAAGUGUUGCAAGAGAGAGGGACGCUUCCUAACUCGGUGCUGUGCUCUAGCUACCCAAUAUUGCAUUUGAGUUUUUGAGAUAUUAUUGCUGGGAGUUUUUUGUGUUCUUCAGCAAAUUAUGGAGAUGAAGCAUGGUUUGGAAAUACAAUAUCUAAGAGACUUGCAUUAAGGUAAGAACAUGAGCUCAUCAGGGAUAGAGCCAGAGGCGCCUGAUCUGGUGUGCCAGCUUGACAAUGUCCAAGGCAUGGUCGAUGCCUUCUCUGCAGUUCGAUGGAAACGCCAGCAGGAUGCAGUAGUGGAAUUAUCAGAGCAUGGCAUUGUUUUGAUAGUUGAGGAGAUUGGUUGUCUUCAAGCUAAAGUUUAUCUCCAAAAAGAGCUUUUUGUCCAAUAUGAAUAUAAUGCUCAAGGGCGGCCUAGGUUUGGAGUGAGCUUGGGGCUUUUUGUUGAUUGCUUGAACACAUUUUCAGUUCCCGGACAUUCAACUGCAAUUGAAAUUCGAUAUCCUGGACCAGACAUGCAGCUUCUUCUGAAUCAGAAAAUGCCCAUUUGUGUGACAACAACGUCUUCACAAUCAAGUGAUAUCCUGUAUUUGGUUUUGGAGUCCAUGAAUUCUGCUAUAACCCAUAUCAUCCAUAAAUGUUUUAGGUCUGUUGAUUCACUAGAUGCCUGUAUUUAUGCGGAAAUCAGGACAAGAAUUCCAGAUACAAUUUCAUGGGACUACAACUUUGAACCUGCGGGAACUACACCAUUAAGUUUUACUGUUAAGUCUGCAGCACUGAAGGAAGCUAUUGAUGAUCUUGAAUGGCCAGGAUCCAGCAUCCAGAUUAUUCUAAAACCGGUGCCCCCAUCUGUAACCUUUAGAGGUGAAGGCCAUGGAGACUUGCAGAUAGACUUCAUGUAUUAUAUAAAUACUGAUCUGUUAAUUGCAUUCCAUUGUGAUCACGAAGUUUCUUACAGGUACAAAUACAAGUUCCUUCGAGCAACCACUUCUAAUAUACCCAGCAGUGUUAUUAAAGACAACCGAGGAAGCAAGUUGACCAUUGGGAGAGGUGGAAUGUUGAAAGUUCAGCACCUGGUUUUGGUUGGAAGAUCAUCUAUUUCACAUCCGCACGUUGAUUCUGCUGGAUAUCAACAGCCUAGUCGAAUAGCUUUUAUUGAGUUCUUUGUGAGGCCGGAGGAAAAUGAAGGCCCCAUACAUGAUUGACAGGUUUUCUAUAUUAUUUUUCAUUUUAUAUAUAUAUAUAACAAUCCUCAUACGUUAACGGUUCAAUAGAUGUUAUCUGCCCACGGGCCUUUUACCGCCA